Ylistrum balloti is the source of this 573-nucleotide messenger RNA. RefSeq names its product collagen EMF1-alpha-like. The coding region runs from base 1 to 573 and encodes 190 amino acids. The transcript has 2 exons. The record is from RefSeq and is a predicted model, not a curated record. NCBI's taxonomy places the organism in Eukaryota, Metazoa, Mollusca, Bivalvia, Pectinida, Pectinidae.
AUGGCCACAGUAGGACCUGGAGGAAUUCCAACGACCCUGUUUGGGUUAACAGCAUCGUCAGUGGCUAUAUCAACGUAUUGGGUGGAGCUUCUCUCUUUGGGUUUUGUAGUGGGUAGGAAAAAACCCAUUAUUUGGGUGUUGGAUAUGAACAAGGAGUACUGUGUUCGUUCCACGUUCGUUUGUUACGAUCAUGAGAUGGAUUAUGCCACAUUUUGCCCCAGGAAAGGAGGGCUGGGGGGAGCGCUUGUGCUAACUUCGACAAACGUUAAUGAAGGUCCACCGGGUCUUCAAGGCGCUACGGGAGCCACUGGUGUUACCGGAGUAACAGGAUCAAAUGGAUUGUCACCUACCGGAGCAGCUGGAGUUACUGGACCCACAGGUAAAGCAGGUCCUACAGGAGCAACUGGAAGUUCGGGAGUGGCUGGAGUUUCAGGGGUUACUGGACCUACAGGGGCUACUGGAGCUUCAGGGUCUGGUGGAGCUAUAGGACAAGCCGGAGAUACGGGGGCUACUGGACCUACAGGGGCUACUGGAGCUACCGGGCAAUCCGGAGGAACUACUGUAAUACCAUGA